AACUAUUCACGAGGGUGACCAUCGCGCAAGACGCCUUCACUGACCCACGGAAAGCCCACGAUCCCCGUGUACACGGCCACCAGCAGAACCUCAUUGAUUUAACCUCAACCCACAUCACGUGUCCACCGUUUAUUUCGGGUUUCGACGUGAAGAAGCUUAUUAGUAUCCAGCGAAACGUGAGCUGGAGUGACGUCCGAGUCGGGAAAACAAUGGACCAGCCAGAGGAGGAGCUGGAGCAGAUCGCCACAUGGUUCAGUGAGGAGGGGCUCUCCCCUGACUCCCCAAAGGAAGCUCAGCUGCGUCGGCUGUGGAGCGCCCUGCAGCGCACGAGAAGCCUCCUCAGCAGCGUGACAUGGGACUCGGACACCCAGCGCUCACAACACUCGGCAGAGAUGGCAGAGGUACACAGGUCUUUGGAGCAGAUCCGAAUCUUUACACAGCACAAAGAUGUUUUGACUGGAGAGGUACAAGAUGAAAAUGAUCAGCUCAAGGACCAGCUGCGACACGUAAUAUCCCUUCAAGAUUCCCAGAUAAGUGAGGUGGCUAAGAUGCUGUACCAGCAGGGUCUCACGGAGUUGAUUCACAGCAGCCCAAGCGAGCAGGUGGCCUACCUCCUGGUGGAGCGAGCCUCCCUGCUCGAGUCGAGUGGCGAUCCUGACAUUAUGCCGGGCGAUGGACACGCCGCCAGCCUGUUGGGGACUGAAGCAAAGGCAUCGAACAGCAAUGCGAACCAGUUUCCCCUCAAGGGGGCGCCAGGUCACGGCCGAAGCCCAUGGAAGAGACUCUUUGGACUCCACAAAGCCUCACAGAGCAAACUUACCUUUAUUCCUAUUGAGGCCAGGCAUUCGGCUGGCCAGGCAAGCAGCGUUGAGAGGGAAUGCUCCCGCCUGGAGCGGGACGUGGAAGAGGGCUCCCGGCGGCUCGCCAUGGCCCACACUGAGAUCCGGCAUUUGACGGAUGAGCUUGAGUCUGCCCAUUUGACCCAAAGAGCUUAUGAACCCGAGCUGCAAGCGGCGCAGCAGGAGGUAGAUGAAAUCAGGCAGGAAGUACAAAAACUGAAGAAAUAUGAAUUAGUGGAACUGAGAAAAGCCAAAGCGCUGAAUGAUCGCUUGGAGCUUGAGAUCAGAGCCUCGAGGAGCAGGAUACGCAACCUGGAUGCUGAAAAAAGUUCUCUGCAACAGAUGGUGGGGUCUCUGCAGAAGAAGGUGGAGCAGCUGAAGUCCGCUCUGACGGAGCAGCCGCAGCUCCACACUAAGCAGGUUCAGUCUCAAGUAGAGGCAGCACAGAGCAACCAGUCCUGCAGACAUUUGCAAGAGGAACUCACUGCUCACAGGGAACCGGAGGAAACUGUGAGUACUUGGCUGCAGUCCACCCUACCAGAGCAGCAGCAGCUCCUCACUGUGCAGGAUCAAGCCAACCUUGUUACUGAGGUACAUUCCCUCAAGCAGCAGCUGAAUACUUCCCUUCAUGACCCAGAUAACCUCACAGCUAGCGUCUUCGAAAGGGAAAACAAUGUUCAGAAUCAAAAGUCAUGUCAAGAACGUGGGCAACCUUUUGAAAACACUCCCAGUCAGCUGAAAGCGGAUGAGACUCAGACACAACUACAGCUGCAGAACUUUGAACAAGAGUGUCCCGAUUAUCAAAAAACAGUGACGACUCCCCUGGCCACCAAAGAUGAGUGUGAGACACUCCAGAGGGAGAUCUGUGAAACCCUUAAAUGCCUCGACAAAGAGCGGCGCAAAUGCCACGAAAUGAAAGAAAAGCACAAGGCAAAACUGCGUCGAACCAAACGCAAAUGUGAUGAGCAAACAACGUGGCGAGAUGAAAAGAUACAGAAUCUUGAGCGGCAGCUGUCCUUGUGCUGCCUUUCAUUAUCAAAGGAAAAAGAGAUUACCAUAAGUAUUACUGUGGAAAAUGAGAAACUACUUGGAGAGAGAAGAAGGCUACUACAACAACUAAACGAGGAGGAGCACAACAAGAAGGACAGUAAUCUAAGCGCCUCUUUGUCCAAAUGCAGGGUGGAUUUUCUAGAAAUGGAAAACAAGAAGCUCGGAAACAAAAUAGUCCACAUGUCCAAUCCAAGUUGCAUCUCUUGCAACAUGCAAGAGAUGCAACCGCUGCACUUUGCUGAGGAAUGUAAGAAAACCUCUAAACUUCGUGUGCAGGUUUUUAAAUCCCUCGCUCUGCAAACUUCAAGUGUGGUGAUGCCCGAGGUGUCUGAAACCCACGGAUCACUGGACUGAAACCGGAGACAGCGGACGGAUGUGCCUUCCUCGCUCCGCUCAAAAUCACUGUCCAUCUGCAACAUGAAUGUACUCCACAGAAAUAUCAAGUUGU
Messenger RNA from Pungitius pungitius (ninespine stickleback), 2337 nucleotides. RefSeq names its product CDK5 regulatory subunit-associated protein 2. The record is from RefSeq and is a predicted model, not a curated record. NCBI's taxonomy places the organism in Eukaryota, Metazoa, Chordata, Actinopteri, Perciformes, Gasterosteidae.